AUGCCACCCAAACGAUCGGCCGCCGUAGCGGCGAAAAGCUCUCAUCGAAAAGCCCCAACCAAAGCCUCGGCUAAAGCUUCGACCACUUCCUCUUCGCGCAAGAGGGCGCGAGAAGACACACUCCCAGAAAAAGCUGGCCCGAAGCGCCAAAAAGCCGCGAGCAAAGGCCUCAAUCACCCUCCAACGCAGCGCCUAAACGCCUAUGUUUUCGGGGGAAACGAAAAUGGCGAGUUGGGGCUUGGACCAUCGGCAGAUGAUGAGGUUGUUCGACCGCGAUUGAACCCUCAUCUCGCGGGCGCUGGAGUCGUGCAGUUGGCGGUUGGCGGCAUGCAUUGUGCUGCUCUUACCCAUGACAACAAAAUUCUAACGUGGGGCGUUAAUGACCUUGGUGCGCUUGGUCGAGACACUACUUGGGAUGGUGGCCUCGUGGACAUUAGCGAUGCUGAGGAUGAUGUUGAUGCUGAGAGGAAUCCUAAGGAGUCGACGCCUGGUGAGGUGGAUCUGACGGGUGUCCCUGAGGAUACUAUCUUCACGCAAGUAGCUGCUGGCGACAAUUGCACCUUUGCGUUGACUAGUCAAGGUACCAUCUAUGGCUGGGGAACUAUGCGAUCAAGCGACGGGGUCAUCAGGUUUCAACCGGAUAUUGAUAUCCAGCGAACCCCCACCCCAAUGCCCGGAUUGAAGAACAUCACCAAGAUCGCUGCCGGGUGUAAUCACAUCCUAGCCCUGUCCUCGGAUGGGAAAGUCUACACCUGGGGUUUCGGCGAACAGAGUCAGCUCGGACGCCGCGUUCUUCAACGCAGCAUGGGCAGCUGGGGUGGGCUCAUCCCUCGCAACCUUGGCCUGAAGAACAUUGUCGAUCUCGGAAGUGGCUCCGACCAUUCAUUUGCCAUUGAUGCGAGUGGCAAAGUGUAUAGCUGGGGCUCGAAUAACUUUGGACAAACUGGUAUCUCGACAAAUGCCGGUGGACUUUCGGCUACGGUAACCAUUCCCACUGUGGUGGAGAGUCUGACGAAUCUACAGUCGGGUACAAUCUUGCAGGUCUCGGGGGGGAACAAGCAUAGCCUCGCACGCAGUAGCGAAGGACACUGUUAUGCCUGGGGCCAGCUUGACGGCUACGCUACUGGAAUGAAGCUGGAUAAUCUUCCCGACGAGGGUGUGAUUCGCGACGCUCGCGGAAACCCGCGCAUUCUAACACAACCAACUCCUCUCCCGGAUUUGAGGGUGAGUUUCGUGGCUGCCUGUGGUGAUCAUUCCAUCGCCAUUUGUCAAGAUGGUCAACCCUUCAGCUGGGGUUUCAACAGUGGCCAUCAGACGGGCCAGAAGGAUGAUAACGAUGUUGAAGUUCCUACGAAGAUCGAGUGUAAAGCGACGCGAGGCAAGGAAUUUCUCUGGGCGGGAGGCGGUGGCCAGUUCAGUGUUCUGGCUGAGAAGGUCGCCUUGGACGAAUAG
Scedosporium apiospermum is the source of this 1452-nucleotide messenger RNA. RefSeq names its product putative Ran exchange factor Prp20/Pim1. Bases 1 to 1452 code for a protein of 483 amino acids. The record is from RefSeq and is a predicted model, not a curated record. Lineage: Eukaryota; Fungi; Ascomycota; Sordariomycetes; Microascales; Microascaceae. Gene Ontology annotation, molecular function: guanyl-nucleotide exchange factor activity. The transcript has 2 exons. Gene Ontology annotation, cellular component: cytoplasm.